Messenger RNA from Thunnus maccoyii (southern bluefin tuna), 1744 nucleotides. Its product is annotated as chymotrypsin B. The transcript is spliced from 7 exons. Lineage: Eukaryota; Metazoa; Chordata; Actinopteri; Scombriformes; Scombridae. Gene Ontology annotation, biological process: proteolysis. The record is from RefSeq and is a predicted model, not a curated record. Gene Ontology annotation, molecular function: serine-type endopeptidase activity. The coding region runs from base 728 to 1558 and encodes 276 amino acids.
GUGUGUUAGUGUGUGUGUGUGUGUGUGUGUGUGUGUGUGCUAGUGAUUAGAACAUACAUACAGUGUCAUUGAACAGUCAGUCCAACCAUCCACCUGACCUCUGACCUCUGACCUCUGAUAAAGUGUCUGAUCAGUUACAUCACCAAAUACUUUUUAAUUCAACAUAUGAAAACUUGAAGUUUAUAUUCAGCAGUGCAGCAGCUGAAGCCUGUGAACAUACAUGUGAACAUACAUGUGAACAUACAUGUGAACAUACGUGUGAACAUACAUGUGCUGUAUGUGGUGUGUUUACAUGUUGACACACAUUAACCAGGACGGCAGACAUGAACAUGUGUGUUUAAAUCUAUUCAUCUACAUCAGGAUGGAGCUGAUGUUAUAAAGUAGUUUAUAUUUUAGACUUUAUUUACUUCCUGUGUAUAUUUGAUGUUUAAAGUUACUCAGUAACUCAUUAAUGUGCAAUAACAGAAUAUUUCUCUGUAGAAUAAAUCCUGUUAUUUUAAACAGGUUGUUAUAUUCAUUCAUCAUCAAACGGUUUUAAAGUUAUGAAAGCUUCUGCACAUUCAGCCUGACCUGACUGGUCAUCAACAUGUUGAGUUCUCAGCCAAUCAGAGAGCUGUAGGCGUGGGAACGCCGCCGCCGCCUCGGGUCAGAUAACCAGCUGGCAGCUGAGCUGGACAAACCGGCGGCCGCUCUGAUUGGCUGAGGCUCGGCAGGCUUCAAGCAUAAAAUGACAGCUCGUUCCUUCGGCAUCAUCAUCGUCGUCAUGGCCUUCCUCUGGAUCGUCUCCUGCCUCGCCUUCGUCAGCGCCGCCUACGGCUGCGGCACCCCCGCCAUCAGCCCCGUGGUGUCCGGCUACGCCCGCAUCGUCAACGGCGAGGAGGCGGUGCCUCACUCCUGGCCCUGGCAGGUGUCCCUGCAGCAAUCCAACGGCUUCCACUUCUGUGGAGGAUCUCUGAUCAACGAGAACUGGGUGGUGACCGCCGCUCACUGCAACGUCAGGACCUACCACCGCGUCGUCGCCGGAGAACACGAUAAGGGCUACGGCUCCAACGAGGACGUCCAGGUGCUGAAGCCCGCCAAGGUGUUCACUCACCCCAGGUGGAACCCCCGCACCAUCAACAAUGACAUCACCCUCAUCAAGCUGGCCACGCCCGCCCGCCUGGGCACCAACGUGUCCCCCGUCUGCCUGGCUGAGUCGGCCGACGUGUUUGCCCCCGGCAUGACCUGCGUCACCUCCGGCUGGGGUCUGACCCGCUACAACGCUCCCAGUACUCCCAACAAGCUGCAGCAGGCCGCUCUGCCUCUGCUGUCCAACGAGGAGUGUAAGAGACACUGGGGCAGCAACAUCUCCGACGUCAUGAUCUGUGCCGGAGGAGCCGGAGCCACAUCCUGCAUGGGCGACUCUGGCGGCCCUCUGGUCUGUGAGAAGGACAAUGCCUGGACUCUGGUGGGAAUCGUCUCCUGGGGAAGCAGCCGUUGCUCCACCUCCACCCCCGCCGUCUACGCCCGUGUCACUGAGCUCCGCAGCUGGGUCGACCAGAUCCUCGCCGCCAACUAAUUGGUCCGAGCAAAUCUCCUGACCCCUCCUACCGAACCCCCCCUGACCCCCGACCCUGACCCCCCCCAGGCCCGGCGUUCCCCCAGCAGAGACCACCGGACACUAGAUGACAAUAAAACCGUCUGAACAUCACUGACUGUGUUUGUUGUUGCUGUUUGAGUUUGUGUCGCACAGAGCUGAGAACAC